This is a messenger RNA of Perognathus longimembris pacificus (Pacific pocket mouse), 1862 nucleotides long. RefSeq names its product solute carrier family 30 member 3 (gene Slc30a3). The coding region runs from base 22 to 1197 and encodes 391 amino acids. Lineage: Eukaryota; Metazoa; Chordata; Mammalia; Rodentia; Heteromyidae. The transcript is spliced from 8 exons. Gene Ontology annotation, molecular function: zinc ion transmembrane transporter activity. Gene Ontology annotation, cellular component: plasma membrane. The record is from RefSeq and is a predicted model, not a curated record. Gene Ontology annotation, biological process: zinc ion transmembrane transport; response to zinc ion.
GCCGGAGGGGGCAGCGGGGACAUGGAGACUUCCCCCACGCCGAGGGAGUCGGAAACCACGCGCCUGGUGAGCCCCCGAGACCGCGGAGGCGCUGGCGCCGGUGGGCUGCGCUUGAAAAGUCUCUUCACAGAACCCUCAGAGCCCCUUCCUGAGGAACCCAAGCCUGAGGGAAUGGCCCGCCACCACUGCCACAGGGACCCGUUACCACAGGCAGGCCUCACCCCUGAGAGGCAACGCGCGAGGAAGCAGCUGUAUGCUGCCUCUGCUGUGUGCAUCCUUUUCAUGACCGGGGAGGUGGUGGGUGGGUACAUGGCGCAUAGCCUGGCCAUUAUGUCCGACGCAGCCCACUUGCUGGCAGAUGUGGCCAGCAUGUUGGGCAGUCUCUUCUCUCUUUGGCUUUCUACCCGGCCGGCCACCCGCACCAUGACCUUUGGUUGGCACCGCUCAGAGACUCUGGGGGCCUUGGCCUCUGUCUUCUCCCUCUGGCUGGUCACUGGCGUCCUCUUGUACCUGGCCUUCGUCCGCCUGCUGCACGGCGACUACCACAUUGAGGGCAAUGCCAUGCUGCUGACCGCCAGCGUUGCGGUCUGUGCUAAUCUUAUAAUGGCCUUCGUGCUACACCAAGCUACCCCCCAUCACAGCCACGGGUCCAGGGGGGCUGGAUAUGCACCUCUAGAAGAGGGACCUGGGGAUCCCCUGUCCGCGGGGAGCACCAACACCAGUGUCCGGGCGGCCUUUGUGCACGUGCUGGGGGACCUCCUGCAGAGUCUUGGGGUUCUGGCAGCCGCCAUCCUCAUCUACUUCAAGCCUCAAUACAAGGCCGCCGACCCCAUCAGCACCUUCUUCUUCUCUGUCUGUGCCCUUGGAUCCACGACCCCCACUCUCCGAGAUGUUCUUCACAUCCUCAUGGAAGGUGCCCCCCGUGGCAUAGGAUUUGAGCCUGUACGGGACACACUGCUGUCGGUGCCGGGAGUCCGGGCAACCCAUGAGCUGCGCCUGUGGGCCCUGACACUCAGUUACCACAUCGCCUCUGCACAUCUGGCCAUUGACUCCUCGGCUGACCCUGAAGCUGUCCUGGCCGAGGCCUCCUCCCGCCUCUACUCCCGCUUUGGGUUCUCCAGCUGUACCCUGCAGGUCGAGAAAUACCAUCCUUCGAUGGACCACUGCCUGCGCUGCCGGGAGCCCCCCCACGCCUGAGCUGCACCCCACCCUCGCCCCACUGCCAGGCCCAGGCUCAGCCCUGGACUCUCAUCACCGUCCUCUCUGAUCCCAGAGAAGGGACUGAGCCGGGCCCAUCCCCCUUCCUCCUUCUUCCCCUUGCCAACCUCCUUCCCCAGCGCCAGCCCCAGUGGGCAAGACUAAAGUGUGCAGGGGCAGCGCAGCAGGAGUCGAGCAGAACUACUGUGAGCGGUUCAGGGGUCUGGGGUGUGUGGAAGCCCCUGAACUCCUCACGCCCUACAGUCCUUGCUCUCGGUGGCUGUGAGAGCCAAGCGCAUCCUUUCGGUGCAAUCCCCGUGGUGGCUGGCUGGCUGGCUGGGGGCACCCGCCUGCCUGUGUACUGUUGGUGUGCCUAUGCCUGGGGAGGUCAGCAGGGGCCCCCUCCCCACGUGGUCCUCACUCCGUCUAUGCAGAGGCCCCAAGCUUGCACUUUGUCCAUGUGUCCUAGCCCUGUGAUGUUGUGUGUGUGUGUGUCUGUGUGUGUGUGUGUGUUUCUUGGUGCUGUGUGGCCUAUGUGUCUCUGUGCCUGUGUGGCUGUGCUAUGGUGGCUCGAGUCUGCUCCCUCCGUGUGUGUCCGGAGGUCUGCCCGUCCAUCCCUCUGUUGGUGCUGUGCCUUCUGCUAUCCAAGGGAGAGGGAGGACCCU